AUGAAACGACUUCCAAUUCGAACGGAUAUUGUGAAUCGCAUCAAUGUAUAUUUCAAUCAUUUCACAUCCUUCAGAACAAAUCCGAGAUACUCGGGGCGAUCUUCAUACGGUACAGCAGCUAACAUUGGUGUUGUAAAGCCGACUUUGAUUGAUGUUGGUAACGAUAAUGAUAUUUCGACUGCGACUGCGAUGCCAGUAAGGAGUGGUGAUUCGCUGAACGAAAGUGGCGCUGAUCUGAAGCAUUAUGACGAUGUUUGGACAGUUACUGAACGUAGAAAGAAUUUACCAAAUCGGUGGAAAAAUGCACAGUCUGUCGACGUAAAUGUUCAGCAAAACCAGCAGGAAAUAAUUGAGCAACAAAAACGAGAAAUAUUGCGAUUACUGAAGGAAAAUGAAGAGUUGAAGAAACAUGUUGCAUCAUCGCAACAAAAUACAAAUUCAACUCACAUAUCAAUUGAACACGAAAAUGGCGACGUUCAACCCGUAAGUUUUAUCCCCUGA
Molecule: messenger RNA, 501 nt
Organism: Anisakis simplex (herring worm)
Lineage: Eukaryota; Metazoa; Nematoda; Chromadorea; Rhabditida; Anisakidae
Source: the annotation of a GenBank genome assembly